AUGAAUCAUUCAAGGCAGAAAAUUAAGGACAAGUUCAUGUCUAUGCAAGAAUAUGCACUCCCUAAACAAGCCAGCGCUAUCGCACCGCCAAAUGUCUGGACUAAUGUUGAUAUGGACCCAACAGCCCCAGAGCAUCAAACAUGGUCUACUUGGGCCAUCAUGGCAUACUGGAUAACUGAUAUCAUUAAUCUGGCCACUUGGGAAGUCGCGUCUGGAAUUCUUGCCCUUGGUCUAUCCUGGCGCGAAGCGAUCCCUUGCAUGGCAGUCGGAUCUGUAUGCAUCGCAGUACCGAUGGUGUUGAACGGUGCCAUCGGCACCCAUCUACAUGUACCUUAUGCUGUUAUUACUACGUCCAGCUUCGGUUACAACUUGCGGUACUUCUGUGUCGUCAGUCGCGCUAUUCUCGCCAUGUUCUGGUUUGGCAUUCAAGGGGUAAACGGUGCUCGGUGUAUCACCAUCAUGCUGUGCUCUGUAGCGCCUAGCUACAACAACGUCCCAAACGUAUUACCAGCAAAUGCUGGUAUUGACACGAAAGAUCUCUGCUCAUACCUCCUCUUUUCAAUCCUUCAGUUUCCCUUCUUACUGGUGCACCCAACGAGGCUACGCUCUAUCUUCUGGUUGAAGCUGAUAUGUGCCCCAGUUGCCGCAUUUGCUACCAUGGGCUGGUGCGUCCACAAAGCUGGUGGUACAGGGCAAGUCUUCUCGCUCCGAGCGGAAGUAUCGGGUAGCGAGUAUUCAUUUCUAUGGCUCACUAGCAUGACGACAAUUACUGGAUCAUGGGCAACUAUCGCCUGUAACAUACCUGACUUCACGAGAUACGCGCGCUCCACCAACGCACAAUUCGUACAGCUACCGUUCCUACCCAUUGUGUUCACACUUUGCGGUACGUUAGGUGUAAUUACGACCUCUGCUGCAAAGGUCUUCACGGGUACUUAUCUCUGGAACCCACUAGAUAUAAUUACACUGUGGCUAGACGGUGGUGGGGGCGGGCGGUCCGCUGCUUUUUUUGUCGCUCUGGCCUGGUUUUUGGUUCAGGUUGGCACAAACAUUACCACAAAUACCAUAUCAGCAGCCAAUGACCUCACCGUCAUGUUCCCGCGAUGGAUCAACAUCAAGCGCGGCUCCAUGGUAACUGCACUUUUCGGUGGCUGGGCAUUCGUUCCGUGGAAGGUGUUAGGAUCUGCUAAUACAUUCGUUGCCUUUAUGGGCGGCUGUUCUGUGUUUCUGGCACCGAUCAGUGGGAUAAUGGUAGCCGACUACUGGUUGGUUAAAAAGCGACGCUACGACAUCCCUGCUCUCUACGACCCCUAUGGAAAAUACCGAUUUACUGGUGGUUGUAACUGGCGUGCGGCAGUCGCCUUCCUGGUAUCAGCAGUGCCGCUCCUACCAGGCCUCGCCCUGAGCGUUGGCGGGCCAUCAACGGUAUAUAUUUCUGUCGGUGCACGGAACCUUUACUCUGUUAACUGGCUUUUUGGAUUUAUCAUGUCGACCACCCUCUACGCAACGGUAAGUGCCAUCUUUCCUUGCCAGGAUGUUGAUGCCACGCUAUCGAACCAUAACGCCGCUGUGUAA
Molecule: messenger RNA, 1572 nt
Organism: Akanthomyces muscarius
Lineage: Eukaryota; Fungi; Ascomycota; Sordariomycetes; Hypocreales; Cordycipitaceae
Exons: 3
Coding region: 1-1572 (523 amino acids)
Biological process (GO): nucleobase transport; transmembrane transport
Cellular component (GO): plasma membrane
Molecular function (GO): nucleobase transmembrane transporter activity
Source: RefSeq, a predicted model, not a curated record